Molecule: messenger RNA, 2172 nt
Organism: Dermacentor andersoni
Lineage: Eukaryota; Metazoa; Arthropoda; Arachnida; Ixodida; Ixodidae
Source: RefSeq, a predicted model, not a curated record
UCCACGGCGUUUUCCACAUCAUUACUACCUUUAUUCUAUGCUACUACUUCAUGAUUAGAGCCGGUAAGCUUUCCAUUGCACUAAAAAAGUGGUUACCAUGAAAACUAUAGUUGUCAAUCGCUUUAACGAUUAGGCCAGGCACUGAAAAACAUUUUCUUAGAUGUAAAUUAAUGACACCUGCUUAAGCCUUUUGUAAACGAGUAUAUAUAAUGAUAUAAACAAGCCGUUUAUUUGUAGCGCAGCAUACAGACGCACUUUCGUUCCCGUGUGGUGUACUCAUCGGUCGUGGACGAAGCACGAGAAUAAAACCGAUGAACAAAAAAAAACUGAAAUUUCGGUGGCUACGCUUGUCACUUUAUACGAGAAAUAAACAUCUGCAACACCCACCUUACCAUCGUAAAGAACAAAAUCAAUUAACAUCGGGGGAGAAAAAACUCGUUACUAGCGCCAUCUAAACUUAUCUACCACCAUGGGCGGCCGUGUCCUUUAGACUAGGUCUGUAUGUAUGGUAGGGCUUUGUAAUAGACGCUGUAGUGAGACAUUUUGCAUAGGUGAUCUGUGAUUUUACAAGUAGCUGUUUUAUUAUAUCUAUAUUAUAUUUAUAGUAAACUAUAAUUAUAUCCGCGGGAAACGUUGUUGGUGCUGAUAGUUUGUCGGUCGUAAACGAGCGUUCCUCGUGUGUCUCGAAACUUCGCCUGCACGACGAUCGGUGCCAAUUGGUACGAGACGAUGUUUGCAUGUGUACAGUACACAGAAGAUAAGGAGCGGGCAGCGCUGCCUGUGGCACUUAUAAGAGAUUUCGAGCCACAAAGCACAACUGCCUUCAAAAAGGACGACGUUGUCAUGGCGUAUUGGACGGACGAAGAUGGAAGAGGCGAGAACUUUUACCCGGCCAACGUCACUGCACUCGCGGACACCCUUAACGACCUUCUGUGCAAAUUGAAGAACUCGCGACACUCAUUUCCCAGAGUGAUAUUGGGAAAGCUGCACAAAGGCAACUUGGCUGAUGAAGGGCUCUCCAAGAGAGAAGAGAGGAAAAGGAAGCGAGAAGCUGCCAGGAAGGAACUUGGCAACAUACUUAAGGCGUUCAAGCAGUCGGAGAACUCGGAACUGUUUCAAGACUUUGAAGAUGAGAGCAAAGAAUCUGUUGAAAAUCACACUAAAAGCAAGAAAGAUAAAAGAGCUUCCCAUGAAAUUGAGUGGAAGAAGAUGGAAGCAAGAAUUGAGGACCUGGAGAAAGAACUACAAAAUAUAGAAGCUGAGAAAGAGGAGCUUACUCGGCUGUUGGAAGAGGAGCGAGAGAGGUCAAGAAGGCUGACGGAUGCCCUCCUCAACAAGAUUGGGCAUUGAAUGAGAACGUGCAGGACUGUGAGGUUUUGGCCGCACUUACUACAAGUCGGAGGAUACCCCCCAGUCAAGAGGUAAGAGUGGGUGCCGUAAGUGUGUCCUAUUCUUAAUCGACAAAGGAGCACUUCGUGAUAUCGUGAUGUUCUCUCUGAUACCCAAUAUCCUAAUUUGGGUUUUAUCAAGUGCAGUUUAUUUGAUAUCUGAGCAUUCCACUGUUGCUGCCAGUGUAUUUUCAGCUUGUGACGCAAGUAUGCUUUAAGAUCUGUGGCUGGGAUGGGUAUGUUUAUAUCCGUGUCACUAAAAGCUACUGAAGUAGCUUUCUCGUCAGCAGCUUCGUUGCCUUUUAUACCACAGUGGCCAGGUACCCAGCAUAGGAUGAUCGUUUGUCUAGUACUAUAAGCUGAGCACAGCAAUGUAUACAGUUCAUUAAAGACAGUGUUUUUAUGUAUACGUACAUUCAUUAGGGCUCGGACUACACUCAAUGAGUCUGUGUACACAAUAGCCCUAGUAAGAUUGGUUUGCUUGAUGUGCUUUAUUGCAGAGAGUAUUGCAUACGCUUCCGCUGUAAAAAUACAUGUAUGUGGGUUCAAUGUACCGGAUAUUAAAAAUGCUGGUCCUAGUGCUGCGUAGGCAACACCAGAAGGGGACUUAGAGGCAUCUGUGUAGAAUUCAGCAAAAGAAUAUUUCUCCUGAAGCUCAAGAAAAUGUGACCGUAUGUGUGCCUCAGGCGCUCGUUUUGAUAUUUCUGCAAACGAGACGUCACACUCGAUAGUCUUCCACUCCCAAGGCGGUGGAAGCCGCGUAGUUGCCAUUAUGACAUUCUCU